Molecule: messenger RNA, 951 nt
Organism: Coregonus sp. 'balchen'
Lineage: Eukaryota; Metazoa; Chordata; Actinopteri; Salmoniformes; Salmonidae
Source: the annotation of a GenBank genome assembly
AUGCCAGAUGCCAAUUUAAAAGUGGAUGCAUGGAUAACUGUGGAUAUCUUUUCUCACUCUGUCUUCUCCUCUCCCUCUUUUCCAGCCUACUCGGACAAGAUCAAAGAGAUGUCCAUGCUGUCUCUGAUCUGCUCCUGCUUCUACUCACAACCACAUCCCAACAGCCUCUACCAAUGUGGAGGUUCGUGGUGAAGAGCUCUGUGGGUUUGUCUGUGUCCCAUAGAGAUCAUAUAAUUAUAUACAGAAUGUAAUUCUAUGGUUUGUCCAUCCAUCCACCCACCUUCGCUCUUUGUCUCUCUGUCUGUCUCUGUCUGUCUGCACAUCCUUACUUCCCUAAUACCUGCUGUCCUCCACAGACAUGGAGGUGAAGUCCCUAAACAAGCGGGCGUCCGGCCAGGCCUUUGAGGUCAUUCUGAAGUCCCCCGCAGACCUCUCUCCUGACAGGCCCCAGCCCCUGCUCUCUCCACCCAAGAAGGACCUCUCCCUGGAGGAGCUCCAGAAGAGGCUAGAGGCUGCGGAGGAGAGGAGGAAGGUAAACAGAGAACAUGACAGAGAAUGGGUCUCUGCAAUAUCUCUUUCACCAAUAUAUAUUUCACCCCUCAAUUCUUCUCACUCUCCCUCUUCUCAAUCUUUCUCAUCAUCUAUCCCUCUUCCUCACUCCCCUCUCUCUGUUUCUCCCUCUUCACCAUCUCUCUCACUCGUCUCUCUCUGCAGUCUCAGGAGGCCCUGCUCCUGAAGCAGCUGGCUGAGAAGAGGGAGCAUGAGCGAGAGGUGCUCCUCAAGGCCCUGGAGGAGAACAACAACUUCAGCAAGAUGGCAGAGGAGAAGCUCAACUACAAGAUGGAGGUCAACAAAGAGAACCGCGAGGCCCACCUGAACGCACUCAAGCAGCGGCUCCGGGAGAAGGUCAAUUGCCCACUGACUGUCAUUCAAAGCUAUGGCCUAGUCUAG